Messenger RNA from Gossypium raimondii (Peruvian cotton), 1004 nucleotides. Its product is annotated as WEB family protein At3g51220. The record is from RefSeq and is a predicted model, not a curated record. The transcript has a single exon. NCBI's taxonomy places the organism in Eukaryota, Viridiplantae, Streptophyta, Magnoliopsida, Malvales, Malvaceae. The coding region runs from base 83 to 784 and encodes 233 amino acids.
UAUAUCCCCUCCGUUCCACCAUAGUCUACACGCAAAGCACACACACGCACGCACGCUUUUUCAUUUGAUCUCCAGCUUUUCCAUGGAAACCCAAGUCCCAAAUCCGUCGUCAAAGCCACCCAAAGAUUAUCGCUCCAACGUCGACACUUCCCGUCCUUUCCGCUCAGUCAAAGAAGCCGUUGCUGUCUUCGGUGAGCGGCUUCUCGUUGGAGAGAUAUAUACUCCAAAGCCUUACACUUACAGUCGCCCUCCUAGCCAAGAGAUCACAUGGUUUUCACCCAGUCCCCUAAGCCGUAAAGAAGAUGACCAGGAGAGUAUCCAUCAUCAAGGGGUUCUUGAUACCUUAAAGAAGCUCGAGACUGAGCUGGAGGAAACAAAGGCCGAGUUGAAGCUGCUGAAGGAGAGAGAAUCCGAAACCGAAGUUGCGUUGGCUUCACUUAAUGCUGAACUUCACAAGAACAUGUCAAAGUUGGCUAGAGCUGAGGCGGCGGCAGCUAAAAUGGCGGCGGAGACAACAACACCCAGAACUGUGAGUAUGGAGAUGGGAAAUAAAUCAGAAGAUAGAGCGAGAGAGGAAGAGAGAAGAAAGGAGUUGAUGAAAAGAAUGGAGAAUAACCCAACCUUGUCUCAGAUACUGAGUAUAGGUGAGAAAGAAGGGUAUUUCGGAGGGAAAAGAGAAAGGAAGUUGAUGAAGAAGAAACCCAUUGUUCCUUUGGUUGGAGAUUGGCUUUUCAAGAAGAAAGGCUCCCCCACUACUCUUCACAAUCCUCUUUAUGCCUCCUGAAAUGCAUGUUAAUUAAACAAGAAAAAAGAUCACCAUCCAUCUCAUAAAAAUGUCUGUUUUACUUGGGUUUUUUCUUCUUCUUCUCAUUUAAUGUAUUAUUAUCUUCGUAAUUUGGUCGUAUAAAGGUAAAAAUUAUGGGAGUUCAUGUGUAACAUAUGGAGAGAGGGUGUUUGUAUUUGUCCAAUGUAAUUAAAGAAAUUUAUCAGUGUUUCGUUGUUCA